Phragmites australis (common reed) is the source of this 840-nucleotide messenger RNA. Its product is annotated as zinc finger protein ZAT8-like. The transcript has a single exon. The record is from RefSeq and is a predicted model, not a curated record. NCBI's taxonomy places the organism in Eukaryota, Viridiplantae, Streptophyta, Magnoliopsida, Poales, Poaceae. The coding region runs from base 144 to 668 and encodes 174 amino acids.
UACUCGAUCGUGCCCAGUAAGAACGCACGGCGUGGCUCGGUUUAAAUAUCAACACACGUACGUGCGCCGGUGCGGGUACGUGGUGGAAUUUUUUUAUCAGUUCGUUAAUAAGGAGAGAAUCAGGGAUCGAUCCGUGGAUCCUGAUGACGCUUACGAGGCAGGAAGCGGAGGAGAGCAAGGAGAUGGAGAGCCUCCGGGUGCACGCCGACGACGCGCUGCUCUCGCUGUCGUCGCCUGCGCCGUCGACGAACGCGAGCAGCAGGAGAGCGAUGGCGACCGAGGGCGUGUUCGAGUGCAAGACGUGCAGCAGGCGGUUCCCGUCGUUCCAGGCGCUCGGCGGGCACCGCACCAGCCACACGCGGUUGCAGGCGCGGAUGCUCAGCGACCCGGCGGGCGCCUCGGGCGCGGCCGAGAGGGACAGCAGGGCGCGGGUGCACGAGUGCGCCGUGUGCGGGCUCGAGUUCUCCAUGGGCCAGGCGCUCGGAGGCCACAUGCGCCGGCACAGGGGCGAGGCUCCGCCAGCCGUGACCGAUGGCCCGGCGCAGCCGGAGCAGGCCAUGCUGGACCUCAACUUCCCUCCGUUGGAGGACGGCGAUGGCGGCGAUGGCCAAGAACCCUCGGGGGAUCACAGUAGCUCGGAGCCUCAGCUGCUCAACCUGCUUGUAUAGCUACAUGUUCAUGGUGAUUCGGUGUUGUACAUGGUGUUUGGAUUCUUGACCAAAAUUUUGGAAUUUGAUCAUGACAUGUAAUUCCUCGUUAACUGUAGUUCAUAGGUCGAUUGCAAUUUAUAUGUUGUAAGUAAAAAGUGUCAAUAUAUUAUCUGACAGCUUGUUGCGUCAA